AUGAGCGAUCCGAUCACGAUUGCGUAUAUCGAUUGUUCUACCGGUAUCGCGGGCGACAUGCUCCUUGGUGCACUAAUUGAUGCAGGCGCUUCGCUUGAUGAGAUUAAACGCGGUCUUGAAUCUCUCCAUGGAAUUAAAGGCGAGUGGAAGCUGAGCAUUGAUCGAGUGUGGAAAGGACCUGGGAGUAUUGCAGGAAUCAAAGCAAAUGUAGACUCGAUAUAUAACCAUAAGGAGGCUGCCCCACCUACACCAGGCCAUGCGCGUCAACAUAAUCAUGAUCAUAGCCACGAUCACAGCCACGAUCACAGCCAUAAUCACAGUCAUAGCCAUGAUCAUAAUCACAGUCAUGAUCAUAGUCACAGUCAUGGCCACGAGGACAAUUUUACUUAUAAUGCUAGUGAGGCAAAGGAAGCGGAUGAUGUCUUGAUUGAUAACCAUGACCGUGACCACAAUCAUGACCAUGAACAUGACCACACUCAAACUGGAAAACAAGAAGAGCCCAUGCGAGACUUGAGUGAUAUUAAGGCUCUUAUUGCUGAGAGUGAGCUGUCAGAUUGGGUGAAGGGCAAGAGUGUUGCAGUUUUUACGUUGCUAGCGGAAGCAGAGGCACAUACUCACGGGACGUCACUAGAUGCGAUCCAUUUUCACGAAGUGGGGGCGAUUGACAGUAUUAUCGACACGAUUGGCUCUGUGCUUGCACUUGAUUUGCUUGGUGUACGAGAGGUACAUGCAUCAUUCCUGCCUUUCUCCUCGGGAACUGUCAAAUGCAUGCACGGAGUUUUGCCUGUUCCACCGCCAGCUACGUUCCGAUUGAUGAUUGGUGUACCUGUGUGCCCUGCACCGAUGGGAGCAAAGGGUGAGCUAGUGACGCCUACGGGGAUUAGCCUCGUCAAGGCGCUAGCGUCUACGUUUGGUGAGCCUCCCGCUUUCAUUCCAACGCACACUGGUGUUGGUGCUGGCACAAAGGACUUCCCGCAGCAUGCCAAUAUUGUCCGCGUUGCCAUUGGAACAAAGAUUGACCCCACGUCUUUCGAGAAGAGCUAUGUCAACUCUGCUGUCGCCACCUCAAGGUCUGCCGAGCACAUGUGUCAUCCUUAUAUCACAGAGAAACUCGUCGUGCUUGAAACCAACCUGGAUGAUUUGAACCCACAGGUAAUCGGCUAUGUCUCGGAAAGGUUGUUGUCUGUACAUCACGCGCUUGACGUAUGGAAGCAGUCCAUUCAGAUGAAGAAAAAUCGUCCGGCUGUGUGCCUCAGCAUUUUGUCCCGUCCUGAACACGAACAAGAAAUUUUGGAGACACUGUUUUGCGAAACUACGACACUCGGUGUCCGUCGCACUGUGCUAGAACGCGUCUACUUAUCUCGCAACUUUGUAUCUGUUUCCGCUUUUGGGAGAUCCGUGAACGUAAAAGUUGCAUACUUGGAUAAUAAGGCUGUGAAUGUGCACCCAGAGUUUGAACACUGCAAGGCAAUUGCGGUGGAACAGAAUAUACCUUUGCUACAAGUAAUUGACAAGGUGAAAGCCCUUGCUUAUCCCCGGAUUGGGUUGCAGCCACCACAAUGA
Peronospora belbahrii is the source of this 1563-nucleotide messenger RNA. The record is from the annotation of a GenBank genome assembly. NCBI's taxonomy places the organism in Eukaryota, Oomycota, Peronosporomycetes, Peronosporales, Peronosporaceae.